AUGGUUUUGGAAGAAACUAAAUUAUGGUUUGGAAAUCUUUUUAAAGGUAAGAACAUUUUUCUCAAUUAAUCUUAGAAGGGUGUGGGUGUGGGUGGGUGUGGGUGGGUGUGGGUGUUGGUGUGGGUGUGGGGGGUGGGUGUGGGUGGGGAGUGGGAUCGGGAGCAAGGAUAGUAGAGCUACAUCCAUGCACCCCC
Rotaria sp. Silwood2 is the source of this 194-nucleotide messenger RNA. NCBI's taxonomy places the organism in Eukaryota, Metazoa, Rotifera, Eurotatoria, Philodinida, Philodinidae. The record is from the annotation of a GenBank genome assembly.